UUAAGGAUCUUCAGCCAAACAAACAUGGACUCGCCCCGCCGGCCCCAGAAGAGUAUUCUGAAGAAGCGAAGCUCGAGCGACGCGCAGAGCUCGAGCGGGACCGAGGCCAGCGGCCGCGUGACGAGGAGGAAGAGCCAGCGAUGGGACGAGAUGAAUAUCCUGAUGACGCAUCACCCGGCCGGGAAGGAUUACGGCUCCAUGAAGAUCGAUGAGCCGCAGACUCCCUUUUGCAGAGGGAAUGAUGGGGAGCUUGAUGAAGCGGCGAGCAGUACGUCUGGAUCACAGGGACGCUUUAGUCCUAAACUACUGGCUAAGAGGCUGAUGGCGCUCGUGGACCCUCCCAGAAUCCUUCAGGAACAGACCGAAGAAGACAGCGAAGAAGAGGGAGGAGCUCUAUCGCAUAACCCAGGAUCGGAUCCUCCCAGCCAGAAGGUGGCAGCAUGGCGCAGUUCCAUAGAAUGCAUCCACAGGAAGCUCGGCAAAAAACCGCAGACAGAGGAAGGUGAAGAUGAUCAUGCAGAGUUCGAUUAGGCCCCCUCUGCACGGCUGUCUAAGAACUGCCUGACUCCUCUCGCAAACACAGAAUUCAGCUCAGACCUUUUCCAGCUGAACUGAGCUACAGUCGUGCUGAAUUUUACCCUCCGAAAUCCAAUCCACUGUUGUCUUGUUUAUCAUAUCAUAGUCUUGCCAGCACUUUGUUCGCUGUCCAGUUUGUUUAUAUUCCCGAAAGGUACCGCUUUAAGGACAGAAGCCAAACGGCCACUCUAUUUUGUCAGCAUGCUGAUGGAUUAAUUCAAUGGAUUUACUUCCACAAGCUAAUCUUCCUAACACACUUGGUAAGAUUGGAAGGGAAUAUUUGCUGCAAUGUGAAGUGAAUCCGCCAGAGGGUGCUGUUGAGUUGAGAACGUGUUUCUUUAUCGUUAGCGCUGCAUUUUUUUUUCAUGGUAAAAAAAAAAAGACUCAUUUCUCGAUCUAAAACAAUUGGUGUUUCAAGAUAUUUUAUUCACUGUUAAACAUAAUAUUUACGAAAGCAGGAAAAUAGCGUUGUCGCAUUUAAAUUGUAUCAUUUUCUCUGGAGUAAUUAUCCAACUCGAGAUGUUCCUAAGUAUUUAUAUGCUUACCUGGAAAAACAGGAAAAUGCUAAAUUGUAGAAUAUUUUUUAAAAACAUUCUAUUUUUCACCAUCAGUGAAUUAUCAAACAAAAUAAAAAACAU
Acipenser ruthenus (sterlet) is the source of this 1214-nucleotide messenger RNA. RefSeq names its product protein phosphatase inhibitor 2-like. The record is from RefSeq and is a predicted model, not a curated record. Bases 25 to 531 code for a protein of 168 amino acids. Gene Ontology annotation, molecular function: protein phosphatase inhibitor activity. The transcript has 6 exons. Gene Ontology annotation, biological process: regulation of signal transduction. Lineage: Eukaryota; Metazoa; Chordata; Actinopteri; Acipenseriformes; Acipenseridae.